CCGUCCAAUCGACAUACGGCGACGUGCGCGUGCACCUCCCGCGGACGUUUCACGGCCCGCUCGUCCUCAAGGUCACACACGGCUCCAUAAAGUUCUCCGACGCGCUCAGUGGGAAUUUGACGACGUUUGGCGAGGUGGAUGGGACGAGACGGUGUUUUGUCGGUGAUUUUUCGGGAUGGAGGGGGGGUGCGUGGAAGGGUGACGAGGUUGUUGUUGAGGCUUCGCAUGGGAGUGUGAAGGUUGUUUGGGAGGAUGAUUGUGUGGUUGGGGCGGGGAGUGGGAAGGGGCGGACGGGGUUUUUGAAUAAGGUUUUUGGGUUUUGAAAUGCCUUGAUAUCAGACCUGUGUUGUAACUGACUUCCCAACGAAUAUGUGGAUUUUCUUGAUCAUACACGUUUUUCCCGAAAAUAUGGCUGUGGAUUUGGCCUGUGUUGACGCUGUCUGUAUGUUUGUAAUUGCCGCUUGCAUAGUAAGGUCCUGGCGUAACUUUGGCCCUAUGUUUACUCGCCGCAUCACCGCCAUCUGA
Laccaria bicolor S238N-H82 is the source of this 525-nucleotide messenger RNA. RefSeq lists its product as uncharacterized. NCBI's taxonomy places the organism in Eukaryota, Fungi, Basidiomycota, Agaricomycetes, Agaricales, Hydnangiaceae. The transcript has 4 exons. The record is from RefSeq and is a predicted model, not a curated record. The annotation marks the transcript as partial.